Cladocopium goreaui is the source of this 382-nucleotide messenger RNA. The record is from the annotation of a GenBank genome assembly. Lineage: Eukaryota; Dinophyceae; Suessiales; Symbiodiniaceae.
AGGACGUCCCACAACAAGUCUGCUUCGUCCUGUACAUCUUCGGCUGGUACGAGGCAGGUGGUUUACGGUGUCAACUGUGUCUCUUCGAUGCGAAGCAUUGCGGUGAGGAGGACGCCUUCCAUUUCAGCAACAUUGUCACGGCAGGUUGUAUCCUCGCAUCCUCUUUGGCGAACCAACUGCUGAUUCGCCCUGUACGGAAGAGGAGAUACUCAGAAGACGAUGUUUGCAUGCACCUUUGGAUUCGCGUUGGUGGAACGUGUGUGGCUAGCAUGCCGUUUACCACCGGCCUUUGUCUGUCUUCGAGGAGCCUCGUGUCAGAGCCAGCGCUGGUUCACCUACUCUUUGCCAUCCCUUGUCUACUGGGCUGGCUGAGUAUUUCAGG